AUGGAGCUGCAAUGGGAGAUCAUGUCCAUACUAUGUAGACCUGGGCCCAGACCCGGCUUCCAAAGCAAUUACUGUGUGUGCGGCAUCCCCGCCAGACGUUUGACACCGAUCUGCUGCGCGAAACCGAAGAUAUCCUACUUUGGGAGCGUUCGCACCGUGCCCUGGUCGACGCCGCCGCCCUGUCCCCAGUCACCUGGCCCCGCUCUCCGGUCUACGCGGCCCUGCUGGAUUCGAUUCAGACCGGGAGACGUUCACGUGCGGACGUCUAAUGCGGACGGGCUAUUCCUGGCGCAUGGGCUGGAGGAGAGCCGGCUGUCGACGCCGCAGGGCGCGUAUCGGUAUUUGCAGUGCUUGGCGAAUUGUCGGUCUGAUGCGGUGAUUGAGGCUGCUCGAAAGGUGGUGAUUAUGGAGUUGGGCGUGGAGAUGUCGACGCCUGGGGUGUUGGGGUGGGAGAAUGAGGAGCUUGUUGAGGAAGGCGAGGGAAAGAUCAAGGUGAUUCGGGUUGAGUUGGGAGAUACCGCUUUGGUGCCUGCGGAAUUAGAGAAAAUGGGGCUGGCCACGAGUGUAGAGGGCGAUCUGAAUGAUGUGCUGAGGGUGAUCCAGGACAGAGAGGCGUGA
Molecule: messenger RNA, 618 nt
Organism: Aspergillus homomorphus CBS 101889
Lineage: Eukaryota; Fungi; Ascomycota; Eurotiomycetes; Eurotiales; Aspergillaceae
Exons: 2
Coding region: 1-618 (205 amino acids)
Source: RefSeq, a predicted model, not a curated record